This is a messenger RNA of Peronospora belbahrii, 852 nucleotides long. Lineage: Eukaryota; Oomycota; Peronosporomycetes; Peronosporales; Peronosporaceae. The record is from the annotation of a GenBank genome assembly.
AUGUUGGAUCACUUACUACCGCUUCUAUUUCGUGACUUUGAGCACUUUAAUGAAGCGAACAAGGAGAACUUUGGAUAUAUUAUUCGUCGCCGUGCUCGUUCCGUAUCUUCCCGAGUGUCCAGGACAUCACGAACACCUCCACGCCCUCCGAGACGUAUUUACAACAGCUUUAAAGUUGGUCGUGAUGCAGCUUCCAACUGCAGGCUCAAGCGUCGACGAGAUGAUGCGGAUGACGGUACUCAUGAGCAACGAGCUGUCAAGAAACGCCACACGCAGAGCAAAGCUAAGGCAGAGGAAUUAAUCACCAUGAGACAAGAGCAGAAAUCAACAGUCAAACAAGAUACAAUCAAAGAGGGAGACACCUUUAACUUUAAUGGUGGUAUAGCUUCAAAUUGCAAGCUCAAGCGUCGACGAGAUGAUUCAGAUGACGGUAAUGAUGAGCAACGAGAUGUCAAGAAACGCUCCACGCAGAGCAAAGCUAAGGAAGAGGAACUGAUAGCUAAGAAACAAGAACAGAAACCAACACUUAAGCAAGAUACAAUCAAAAAAGAGAAUGACGAAGGUAAGGAAGAAGAACGAACAAACUUUGUGACGCCCAAGAAGAAGACCCAGGAACCCAAGAUCUCUGCUAAAAAGGCAGCCAAGAAGCUCAAGAAGAACAAAGUAACAACAAGCGUGACGGCACAUUUCAAGGAGAAAACCAUGGUCAAGAUAUCAAAAACUACGACACCAAAACGGAUUCCAUUGCAAGAUGUUACUCAUCUUUAUGACUAUCAACUUCUGUUGCAAUUCGGUUCUUCUAGUGUCACAGCUUGCAUCACUUUUGUGUGUAUCAUGUACACGCCUAUUUAG